AAAUAGUAGUAAUUAUUUCUUGAAUGAGUUAAAAUCAUAUCGACAUUGUAUUGAUAAAUCACUUUAUAGUCACAUAAUCAAAAUUUAUGGAUUUACAAGAGAUCCUGAAUCAGAAGAUUAUAUAUUGGUUAUAAAAUAUGCGUCAAAAGGAGAUUUACAUAAAUACUUACAAAAGAGCUUUAAAAAUAUUACAUGGAAUAACCAAAAAUUACGUAUAUUAUGGCAAAUUUCAGAAGGACUUGAACAUAUCCACAAAAAUCAAUUUAUACAUCGAGAUUUCCAUAGCGGAAAUAUAUUAUUUGAUUUAUUUAAUGACCAAAAUGACCAAAAAAAAACUAAAGUAAGAUAUCAAUGGAAAAUUGCGGAUCUAGGAUUAUCACAUCCUGUAAAUAAUAAAUCAUCAAAUAAUGAAAUCUAUGGAGUUAUACCUUAUAUUGCACCAGAAAUAUUUAAAGGGACAGCAUUUUCUAAAAAAGCUGAUAUUUAUAGUUUGGGUAUGAUUAUGUGGGAACUUACAACAGGUUGUAAACCUUUUGCUAAUGUUAAACAUGAUCAUAGUCUUGUUUAUAAAAUUCUUGAUGGAGAACGACCUGAAAUUACAGAAGACACACCAGAAUGUUAUGCUAAUUUAAUGAAAAGUUGUUGGGAUCAUGAUCCAAAAAAAAGACCUUCUAUAAAAGAUAUUCGUUUAACUUUUGGUAGUUGGGCUUUUAGAGGUAAAAAUAAGGUAGAAUUUGAUCAAGCUGAAUCAAAACGGAAGAAACUGAUAGAAUUAAAAAAGAUUGGACCUGAAUUUGCUGAAAAAUAUCACUCAGAAGCAAUUUAUACAAGUAGACCAUUAAGUGAUUUAAUUUCUAAAUGUUCAUCUACCAAUUCAUCCUCGACAAUUUCAUAUGACAAUAAACAAGGUAUUACUAAAAAUAAAGAUAAUUAUAAUUUAAAUAAUAUCCUAUAA
Rhizophagus irregularis DAOM 181602=DAOM 197198 is the source of this 955-nucleotide messenger RNA. The record is from RefSeq and is a predicted model, not a curated record. NCBI's taxonomy places the organism in Eukaryota, Fungi, Glomeromycota, Glomeromycetes, Glomerales, Glomeraceae.